AUGAAGAUCUUCAUUAUCUUUAGUAUCACCUUCGCAUGUGGUGUUUUUGGAAAUGUUAAUUCAAAUGUCAAUCCUCUCCCGUAUGAAGCUAUUUUCAAUUUUGGUGACUCUAUAAGUGAUACAGGAAAUGCUGCUGCCUAUCACCAUGUUCCCAAGGAUGGUAAAAGCCCUUACGGCUCAACAUACUUCAAACAUCCAUCGGGACGUUUGUCAAAUGGACGAUUGAUCAUAGAUUUUAUAACUGAGGCAUAUGGGUUGCCAAUGUUGCCCGCCUAUCUAGAUCUCACCAAAGGUCAAGACAUUAGGCAUGGAGUAAAUUUUGCAUUUGCUGGUGCUGGUGCACUUGAUAUGAACUAUUUCACAAAAAAUAGACUCAAGGCACCAGCAACGAAUAAUUCAUUAAGUGUUCAACUUGAUUGGUUUAAGAAGCUCAAACCUUCCCUGUGCAAAAAUAAAAAAGAGUGCAAUAACUACUUCAAAAAAUCAUUGUUUAUAGUAGGAGAAAUUGGUGGAAAUGAUAUUAAUGCGCUUAUCUCGUAUAACAAUAUUUCUAAACUUCGUGAAAUAGUUCCCCCAAUGAUUGAAGAAAUUACCAAGGCCACCAUUGCAUUAAUAGAAGAAGGAGCUGUAGAGGUAGUGGUGCCAGGAAACUUUCCAAUUGGGUGUAAUUCUGGUGUCUUGACAGUGGUGAAUAGUGGCAACAAAGAUGACUAUGAUCAAUUUGGGUGCUUAGCAGCUUACAAUAUUUUCAUUAAAUAUUAUAAUUGGCGGCUUAAUCAAGCCAUAGAGGCACUAAGACAACAAAAAAACCAUGUUAAGAUAAUAUAUUUUGAUUAUUAUGGUGAUGCCAGACGUUUAUUUCAAGCACCACAAAAAUAUGGCUUUUCAUCUAGUAAGAAUGAGACUUUCAGAGCAUGUUGUGGAACAGGCGAGCCUUACAAUGUUAAUGAACAUGCACCUUGCGGAAGUUUGACUUCAACAAUUUGCUCUGAUCCUUCAAAACAUAUAAAUUGGGAUGGAGCUCACUUUACUGAAGAAGCUUAUAAACUAAUAGCAAAGGGGCUAGUUGAGGGUCCUUUUGCAAGCCCUUCUCUUAAAUCUCCUCUUUUUAAGAUAGUAUAAAUUGAAUUGACGCAAUCAUUAAAGCAAAAUUUGUUUUGAUAAAUUCAAAAUUAGCAUCUCUUUUUUAUUUAAUUUUUUUGUACAC
This is a messenger RNA of Glycine soja, 1207 nucleotides long. Its product is annotated as GDSL esterase/lipase At5g45910-like. Lineage: Eukaryota; Viridiplantae; Streptophyta; Magnoliopsida; Fabales; Fabaceae. Gene Ontology annotation, molecular function: hydrolase activity, acting on ester bonds. The coding region runs from base 1 to 1122 and encodes 373 amino acids. The transcript has 5 exons. The record is from RefSeq and is a predicted model, not a curated record.